Anoplopoma fimbria (sablefish) is the source of this 735-nucleotide messenger RNA. Its product is annotated as E3 ubiquitin-protein ligase TRIM47-like. Bases 28 to 693 code for a protein of 221 amino acids. The record is from RefSeq and is a predicted model, not a curated record. The transcript has 4 exons. Gene Ontology annotation, molecular function: zinc ion binding. Lineage: Eukaryota; Metazoa; Chordata; Actinopteri; Perciformes; Anoplopomatidae.
CCCCUGCCUGUUUCCCUCUUUGCAAAUAUGGCCUUUGCGGUCAUGUUGGAAGAGCAGUUCAAGUGCUGCAUCUGCCUUGACAAAUUCACCAACCCGACCACCAUCACUUGUGGUCACACCUUUUGCCUGGACUGCAUUGAAGGUUUUUGGGAUAUGAAGAGAAAGCCUGAGUGUCCGCUGUGCAAAAAGACAUACAGAAAGCGCCCGAAGCUCAGCAUCAACCUAGGUUAUGCUGAAAUCAUUGAAUUCUAUAAAAGGUCUCAAGGGGAGAAUUUGCCGCCAGGAAGCAGGAAAGAUUCUCUACCCCAACUUUUGGAGGCUGACGAAGUUCCCUGUGCCAUCUGCUGCGGAGACAAAUCACCGUCGGUCAAGUCGUGUCUGACGUGCUUGGAAUCAUAUUGUGAAUUUCACUUCGCACCACACCUGAGGGAAGCAGCCCUGCAGACACACCAGCUGACGGAUUUGGACAGUUUCAUCGCCAGUCAUCUCUGCAGAAAACACAAGAAGCCGCUGACUAUGUUCUGCAAGAGCGACCAGAAGCCUGUUUGUGUGAAAUGCACAGAGAGGGAACAUAAACGGCACUACUUAGUACCCAUUGAGGAGGAGAGGAAGAGGGUCAAGACUUCUUUGGGGGACAAGAAGACCAGCAUUAAACAGAUGUUCCAUGCCAGAUGCAGAAAAUGGUGCAGAUGAAAAAUUCUUUGACCAUUGAGUCAGCUAUGUCAUGAGUCAUAA